This is a messenger RNA of Uranotaenia lowii, 719 nucleotides long. RefSeq lists its product as uncharacterized. The transcript has 5 exons. NCBI's taxonomy places the organism in Eukaryota, Metazoa, Arthropoda, Insecta, Diptera, Culicidae. The coding region runs from base 123 to 602 and encodes 159 amino acids. The record is from RefSeq and is a predicted model, not a curated record.
AGUGGCGUCCCCUCCACAUUGCGUGACCCGUUAGCCAAAUAAUGACCAAAUAAGUUAAUAAAACUGCUCAUCUUUGCUUAAGAAGUGCGUUUUUGGUGUGUGUUCUUUUAUAUUUGGAAAUCAUGCGGAAUCUGAUUCUGGCCGUUUGUGCAACGUGGCUGGUGCUGGUUAUUUGCCAAUCGGAGGCGAAGCCCCAAGGAUGCUCCAGAUGUGCAGAAUCUUACGAGAAGGAUGGAGACAAGUGUUGUGACGAUUGUGAGCCCUGUAGGUCCAGCUUCAAUAUGGAACAACCACCGGAUGGUGAUUGCAAGAAGCCAAAAAACUACCAGUUUGCUGUCCAACAUAUCAAAACCCACUGCAAGGAAGAGCAUCGGGGAUCCUUGGAUGCCGACUUCGAAGGACCUCCAGAGCAGCCAUGCAAAAAAUACUACAACAAUUACUUCAAAAUACAAAAGCCUCAUUCGCCACCGUGCCCGGAUGAGAUGGAUUAUCAUGACUUUGAAAUUGCUGCCCCGGUCGUCCCAAAACGAUGCAAAUCUUUGAAGCUAACAGCUAAAAUUGACCACCAUCCGAGACAUUGCGCCUGUGAACAUUGCACUUAAGCCAACCUGACUUCGGUGCAGAACGAACGACUCGGACAAAGAGACUGACGACCAUCGAGAGACUGAAUCGGUUAUGUUUGACUGGAUGAGAAAUCAACAGAAUUAUUUUGUCAACCU